Messenger RNA from Chinchilla lanigera (long-tailed chinchilla), 3754 nucleotides. Its product is annotated as zinc finger protein 709-like. Gene Ontology annotation, molecular function: DNA-binding transcription activator activity, RNA polymerase II-specific; RNA polymerase II cis-regulatory region sequence-specific DNA binding. Gene Ontology annotation, cellular component: nucleus. The record is from RefSeq and is a predicted model, not a curated record. The transcript has 4 exons. NCBI's taxonomy places the organism in Eukaryota, Metazoa, Chordata, Mammalia, Rodentia, Chinchillidae. Gene Ontology annotation, biological process: regulation of transcription by RNA polymerase II. Bases 227 to 2878 code for a protein of 883 amino acids.
GUCCCCAGCUGACUAGACCACCCUUUUCUGUAACUUCUACUGGCUUCAGGCUGCAUUUGAAGGAUCCUGGGAGACCCUCGAGCCACGCAAUGGUGACGUUGUGGGACGGGAGCUGGGAAGGGGAUGGAAUCGGGAAACACUGACCUUUGAGGAUGUGGCUGUGAACUUCAGCGUGGAGGAGUGGGCUUUGCUUAAUUCAUCCCAAAAGAAGCUCUACAGUGAUGUGAUGUGGGAAACACUUAUAAAUGUGACUGCUAUAGGAAGAACUUGGGACAGCUGGCAAAUUGAAGAAAAGUAUAAAAACUUCUCAAGAAAUCUAAGAAGUGAAGAGGUAAAGCAAUGCUAUCAAUAUAAAACUUGGACUCAGCAAGAAGAAAUAUUCCUUUGGACUCCAGAUGCCAAUGUGGAUAUGCAACAAGCUGCUUUAAAAACAGGUGAAAGCCUUGCUUAUAGAAAGCCUUUGAUUGAGCGUUUAUCACUAACUGUGCCCAUCAUAGCUCACGUUGGACUGAAACCAUAUGAGUAUUUGGGAUUUGGAGAGAAGCUAUACCAGUGUGAUGAAGAUGGAAAAAGCAGUGAUUUCCAGUCCUUUCAGAAGCAUACAAGAGGAAAGACUGGAGAGAAACUCUAUGAAUAUGAACAACAUGGGAAAGCUUACACUGAUCUUCGUGGAAGAACUCACUCUGAAGAGAAGACCUUUGUACGUAAAAAAAGUCUGAAAGUUUCCAACACACCCAAUGGUGUACAAAUCCAUGAAAGAAAUCCCAGUGAGAAUGAUCUACAUAUCAACAAACAAUGUGGGAAAACUUUUAUUUCUUCAUACUAUAUUCAAGUACAUGGAAGAAGACAUGAUAGAUGGAAGUCUUACAUAUCUAAGGAACAUGUGAAAGCAUUAGCUAAUCAUUUUUCCUUUGAUAGUCAUAAAAGAAUUCACACUGUGGAGAAACCCUAUGUAUGUAAGCAAUGUGGAAAAGCAUUCACUACACAGAGUUAUUGUAAAAUACAUGAAAAAAGUCACAUGAGGGAGAAACCUUACAUAUGUCAGCAAUGUGGGAAAGCAUUCACUACGCAAAGUUAUUGUAAAAUACAUGAAAGAAAUCACACUGUGGAGAAACCCUAUGUGUGUAAGCAAUGUGGGAAAGCAUUCACCACACAGAGUUACUGUAAAAUACAUGAAAGAAAUCACACUGUGGAGAAAUCCUAUUUAUGUAAGCAAUGUGGGAAAGCAUUCACUAUACUCAGUUAUUGUAAAAUACAUGAAAGAAGUCAUACUGGGGAGAAACCCUAUGUGUGUAAGCAGUGUGGGAAAGCAUUCACUACACAGAGUAAUUGUAAAAUACAUGAAAGAAAUCACACAGGUGAGAAACCCUAUGUAUGUAAGCAAUGUGGGAAGGCAUUCACUACACAAAGUUAUUGUAAAAUACAUCAAAGAAUUCACACUGGGGAGAAACCCUAUGUGUGUAAGCAAUGUGGGAAAGCAUUCACUACACAGGGUUAUUGUAAAAUACAUGAAAGAAAUCACACUGGGGAGAAACCCUAUGUAUGUAAGCAUUGUGGGAAAGCAUUCACUACACAUAGUUAUUGUAAAAUACAUGAAAGAAGUCACACUGGGGAGAAACCUUAUGUGUGUAAGCAAUGUGGGAAAGGCUUCAGUACACAUAGUUAUUGUAAAAUACAUGAAAGUACUCACACAGGUGAAAAAUCCUACAAAUGUAAGCAAUGUGAGAAAGGAUUCAGCACUAAGUUCUCAUUGUAUAGUCAUAAAAGAACUCACACUGGUGAGAAACCCUAUGUAUGUAAGCAAUGUGGAAAAGCAUUCAUGAAGCUCAGUAAUUGCCGAAGACAUGAAAGCAGUCACACUGGGGAGAAGCCCUAUGUAUGUAAGCACUGUGGGAAAGCUUUCAGAACACACAGUCACUGUCAAAUACAUGAAAGUAUUCACACUGGGGAGAAACCCUAUGCAUGUAAACAAUGUGGGAAAACAUUCAGCAGACACAGUUAUUGUAAAAUACAUGAAAGAAGUCACACUGAGGAAAAACCCUAUGUAUGUAAGCAGUGUGGAAAAGGAUUUUCUAAUCGGUCCUCAUUUUGUAGACAUAAAAUAACUCACACUGGGGAGAAGCCCUAUGUAUGUAAGGAAUGUGGGAAAGCAUUUAGCACACAUAGUUAUUAUAAAAUACAUGAAAGAAGUCACACAGGGGAGAAACCUUAUUUGUGCAAACAAUGUGGGAAAGCAUUCACUACAUACAAAUAUUGUAGAAUUCAUGAAAGAAGUCACACAGGGGAGAAACCUUAUGUGUGCAAGCAGUGUGGGAAAGCAUUCACUACACACAAGUAUUGUCAAAUACAUGAAAGAACUCACACAGGUGAGAAACCCUAUAUAUGUAAGGACUGUGGAAAAGGAUUUGCUACUAAGUCCUCAUUUCGUAGACAUACAAGAAUCCACACUGGUGAAAAACCCUAUGUAUGUAAACAGUGUGGGAAGGCAUUCACUGCACCCAGUUAUUAUAAACUACAUGAAAGAAAUCACACUGGUGAGAAACCCUAUGUAUGUAAGCAAUGUGGGAAAGCUUUCACUACACACAGUUAUUAUAAAAUACAUGAAAGAAGUCACACUGGGGAGAAACCCUAUGUAUGUAAGCAGUGUGGGAAAGCUUUUAGUACACACAGUUAUUGUAAAAUACAUGAAAGAAUUCACACUGGGGAGAAACCCUAUGUAUGUAAGCAAUGUGGAAAAGCAUUCAGUACACACAAGUAUUGUAAAAUACAUGAAAGAAGUCACACUGGGGAAAAACCCUAUGUAUGUGGGCAGUGUGGGAAAAGAUUUGCUGCAAGCUCUCCAUUUUGCAGACAUAAAAGGAGUCACACUGGGGAGUAACUGUAAGAAAUGUGGGAAAAACCUCAGCUGACACAAUAUCAAACACAUGAAGGAAAUCACAAUGGGGAGAAACCAGAACAUUUUCUAGAAAAUAUACUCCCAGACGGGAGCAUACUCAUUUUGUGUUUUUCAGUAAAUCGCUUGUAAAUAUCUGCACUAUGUAUCUGUAUUCUUUACUAUAAAAAAGUGAGUUGACCUAAUUAUAUAUUUUUGUAACUCAGUGUUUUUGAGCUUAAUACAUAGUGUCUUUUAAUUAAACAGGGUGGAUAAAAAUGCAUUUUUCAUUUUCAAAUAGGGUUAGUUUUUAUUUUGUUUUUACAAUUGGAAAGUAUAAACCACUAAAAAGUAAAUUUUGUUAAUUAUUUUUUAUUUGUUGGAAUUCUCACUAGCUUUGACUUAAAUUGUUGGUGUAUAUAUUUCAUAUUUGGUGUAACAAAAAUAUGUUUGAAAUUGAUAUAGUAAUAUAUAUUUAUAUAUUGACCCAGAGAGAGAGAGAGAAACUUGUGAACAUGUGUUUUUGACAAAGAUUAAUUGUUUUCAUACAACUUGUAAAGUAGCAAAACAUUAUUUUCAUAUCCUGGCAAGAUACCUGCAUUAUCCCAACAUAAUGGUAUAUCUAGUACAUAAUUUUGACUAUUUUGCUUUCAUGUUUGAGGCAGUAUUACCAUUUACCUAAAAUUUUAUGUUUCCUUAGCAUCAAAAUUUUACUUUUUAUGCAUAUUGUGAUGGUUUUUAAUUUUGUGGCAAUUUUUCCACUACUUGUACCAAAAAAUAAACUAUACUGCUGUGAAAUUCUGAUUACCACAGAUCACCGGGACCAUAACAUGUCUCCAAAAGGAUAUCAUGAAUUGUAGUAAUAAAUCUCUCUAAAAAGUA